UACAUCAACACGCAUGGCCUUGAGUGCAUGGCGUCGUGCGAGCUGCUCUAAGUGCGGCGCGUAGGGCUUAUCUUAGCUCGCGCGGCCGAUACGCCUCACUUGAUCACUGACCGCCGCCGCCUCCGCAGGCGCUGCCGGCUCUAUCGCACACCGCGUUGUUUACAUACGUACGAAAUGCCGGCUCAUUAAAUACACCACUCUAAACAAACACUUUGAUUCAACUUCUAACAGUACAGUGAACAAUUUUAAAAAUGUGGCUCAGUGGUAUUUUACUAGUGGUUUUACUAUUCCUAACAGCUUUGUUAGCUGUUUUUCACUAUACGUCCAGAGGAAGAAAGUAUUGGUUAAACAGAAAUGUGCCUUACAGGGAACCUUGUCCCUUAUUCGGGAACUUUGGUGCGACGUUUACGAUGAGAAGGAGUUACACGCGAAUGUUAAAGUUUUUUUAUGAUAACUACAGAGGCUAUAAAUUUGUUGGACUGUUUCAAGCUCGUAGACCAACCUUAAUGGUGUUAGAUUUAGAUGUGGCUAAAACCGUAUUCUCUAAGGAGUUCCAGUGCUUCAGCGAUCGCGUGUCGGUGUCAACAGAUACACAGCGUGAGCCGCUGCUUCGUAACCUGGCCAACAUGAGCGGAGCUGAGUGGAAGGCAAUGCGACACAUCGUAACACCAACCUUCUCGUCUGCUAAGAUGAAGGCUAUGUUUCCUUUGAUAGCUGAAUGUGCUCAAACAUUGAAAACCAUCAUGUUGAAAGAAGCUGUAGAAGAUAUGAAUGUACCCAGUGUCAUGAUGCGAUUUACUACCGAUGUUAUUGGCAGCUGCGCUUUUGGCGUAGAUCCUGGAGCCCUCAAAGAUCCAGAAUCACCAUUCCUCAAGAUGUCGCAGAAGAUGUUUAAGCUCGAUCGUAAAACAAUCCUCAAACGAUACUGCCGCGCGUUCUUCCCCAGAUUAUUCAAAUUAUUGAAUCUGCGAUCUUACGAACCUAGUGUAGAGACUUUCUUCACCUCUAUCAUUAACCAGGUUUUGUCAGAGAGAAGGUCUGGAGUUCAAAGACACGACUUUCUGCAACUUAUGUUAAACGAACAAAAGACAGAUUCAGGAUUCUUAAUGACGGAUGCCUUAAUAACGUCUAACUCAUUCAUAUUUAUGCUUGCGGGAUUGGAAACGUCGGCGACCACUUUGUCUUUCUGUUUGUACGAAUUAGCAAAGGACAAAGAAAUACAAGAUAAUUUAAGAAAGGAGAUAUUGGAAUGUUUGGAAGAGCACGACGGGCUGAACUAUGAAGCUGUGACUGCGAUGCGGUUGGCAUACCAGGUGGUGGCGGAGACGCUGCGGCUGCACCCGCCCACGCCGAUGACCACGAGGCUCUGCACGGCGCCCUGCACGCUCGACGGAGAACUCACGCUCAAAGUCAGGGACCCCGUGUUAAUACCCAUACAUUGCAUUCAAAGGGACGCUAGAUAUUUCCCAGACCCAGACAAAUUCGAUCCAGAGCGGUUUAAAGAUGAUUUAAAUCCUCCUGGAUUUAUGGCCUAUGGAGAAGGACCAAGGAGUUGUCCCGGUGCACGCUUCGCGCAGCUGACGGUGGUGGCCGGCUUAGCUUCAAUCCUCAGUACCUUCGCGGUGGUUCCCUGCGAGCGAACCACUCCUCGAAUCCAGUACGACCCAAGAAGUGUCAUGCUGAAGAACAAAGGAGGAAUAUGGCUGAAAUUUGAAGCUUUGCAAUAACAAAUAUGACUAAACUAAAACUAAAACUUUUGGUAUAAGCUCUAAGAAGUGCAAAAUGAUAAUUGCACUGGUGAAUGUGUAUGCGAAUGUCAGAAACAUUCUUUAUGCCACAUAAAUGUUGCAAAAGCUGUAUGAUACAUCUUCUAGUAAGUUGCUGACCCAGAAAAAGACGAGGAAAAUUGAAAUAUAACUAUUUGUCUCUAUUUAAAUACGGUCAAUGAUCUAAUUGUAGUUACACAAAAAAACCCAACGUUCCUCCAAUAAAUAUGUAUGUAGUGAGUUAGAACCUUACAGUUUUAAAGUAAAGAAGAUCGUGUAUUUUGUUCUAGGCGCUGUAUGUGGUCCGAUUGUAAGCCAAGUCGUGAUUUAUAUUUUAAACAAAAUUAUGUUGUUGUUGGGUUCUAACUGAUUAGAUUAGAAAACUACUCUCCCCGUUAGAGAUAUGAGUUAAAGUUUAGUUAUAUCAUAAAAGUCAUGUGAUAUUAUCAACUCACAGUUACUUAACCAGACGCAUUGCUCUGAUUCAUCACUACGCUCCAGGGUAGCUUUAAUGUACAUAUUCAUUUCAUAAAAAUGGAUAUUGUAUUUCAAUUCCCAAGUAAUAUUGUCUUACUGAAAAGUCCAGAAUAUUGCACUUGGUACCUGAUGCUUGUGGGAUGCUAAAAGUUAUAUCACGGAACACUAACCACGAGGCGUGGCUCCCACCUGGCUGGGAUUUUUCUACGCCAUAAGACUUAACAAUAACUAUAUAGUGUUAAUUAACACAACUUUAUUAUUUGUGGUUUGAGAGCGUGUAAAUUGUUUGCUAAGAAUUCUCUUAUUUAUUUUAUUUUAGGUGUGACUUGUAAGUCUAUUAUAUAACUCGGAUAGAAUAAAAUAUAAUUCGGUUUUUCAGCUAAGGUGUUAAGUUGAUAAUGGUUAUAAACUUGCAAUAGUUAUAUAUUGCAGUGGAAGUUCGUUCAAGAUUACCUAUGUAGCUACUAUUAUCGUUUAUUUCUGUUUACUGAACUGAGUCCAAUAGAAAGCUUCGCUAAAUUGUUUCUAACUGCUAGGUUCUUCAGUAAGAAACUGUCGAAGACGACGCCGCAGGCUCAAGCCUGAGGUAUUGAACUUAACUCCAGGAAAACAUUGACGUGACAAUUAGAAAUCACGUUCAUAUAUUAUGAAUACUCAAUAAUUCAUCAUAUCAUUGUCUUUCUCUUUGAACUGUGUGAAUCAUCCGGAAGCAGUUAUCGUAAACUAUAAUACUUAUAUUCUAUUGUUUUAGUUACAAACUACAUUCUUGUAUGCAGAAUAGCAUUUGAGUCUACUGUGACAUGUGAAUAAUCAUGUUUUUAAUCGAUUUGUCAUCGUGCAAUACAAACCCAUUUUUAAUUUCUAGUUUAUUUUUCCUCGAGUUAAAAUUUUGAUUGACAAGGAUAAGAUAACAUAUUUCAGCUGGAAAAUACUUUGAGAUUGAGAGAACAACACUUUUCUGACAUGGAAUGAUGAAAUGAAAUGCUUAAAUAAGUUAUAGCUAAUGUAACAAUCUAUAAAUAUUGUCUGGAUAUUGUCUGAUGUUGUCUGCAAAAAUAAUAAAAUGCUUCAUUAAACAUUCAGACAGAAAGCUGUAAAUUAUAUAAAUAGAUUAGAAAACGUAAUCACGCUUUAAACUAUCUUCAUUUAAUGUUAUCUAGCUAAAUUGAAUUUUUUUUUUAAAACAAUGGACUAUAAAGUUUACCACAUAAUUUAUUUGAUGAAUAAAAUAUGAAGCGGAUCUUCUGCUAUUGAUUAUGUGUUUGCCGAACCGCAGAGCCGAUAUUUAUCGAUCAGCUGCAUCAGUAAGCAAUCACUGAACACACGCUGCGGCUAAUUGCUCAUGUAAUUGCACUAAAUAUCGACCGACAGCAGAAGGGUCUUUUUAUUAGUCUUUAUCGUGGUUAAACGACGACUCAAAUAUAGAGUGCGCUCCGUGUCUAUUUUUAAGUUACUUUGUUUUUUUACACUAGCUAUUGUAUGUACCAGAUAUCUUCGAACCCAUCGCUUUCUGCCGUAUCUGAUACAGAAAACUGGUUUAUAAUGUUUAAAAUAUUACACUACGUUUUAUGGUUGGCAUUAUUUUUUAAUGAACUCCGUUUUAUUCAUAGUUUAUAAGCGUGUUGUUAGUGUAUCUAGUUUAUGUUCUCUAUAAUGAAAGCAUCUGGCAAUCUAAAUGCAAAGGUAUUAUUGAAUAUCCAGGCUACAACAGCUCUGCGGGGCUUGAUGACAAGUCUGAUAGCCGCCUUCUUUAUCUAACAUCAGAUAAGUAUUUCUGAACGAACGAAACACAACAGACAGUGACCUUUUGUUAGCAACUAGCUAUUUAUUAACUGCUAAUGAAAUAAAUAAAACAACUUUUGUAAAUUAUGGACUCGACCGUUUAACAAAUAGACACAAUAAUUUUGCACCUUGUGUUGAAUGUUUACUGUGAGAAUGAUUAAAUGUAUAAGUUUUACGUCAUUAAUUAAAAGUACUGUAGAUAGUCUCAAAUGCCUAAAACUUAUUUAAAUUAAUGCUACUUAAUUAAUCCUUAUGUGUAUAAAUAGACUUGAAUUUCUAAGCUAGAUAGUAUUAAACUAUUUUGUCAACUUAUGUUUAAUUUUGUACCUGCGUCUUAUAGUGUAUAGUAUUAGGUAUGAUGUACUUUAUCAAUAUACGCAUCAAAGCACAA
Molecule: messenger RNA, 4416 nt
Organism: Helicoverpa zea (corn earworm)
Lineage: Eukaryota; Metazoa; Arthropoda; Insecta; Lepidoptera; Noctuidae
Product: cytochrome P450 6a2-like
Exons: 4
Coding region: 252-1727 (491 amino acids)
Molecular function (GO): oxidoreductase activity, acting on paired donors, with incorporation or reduction of molecular oxygen; monooxygenase activity; heme binding
Source: RefSeq, a predicted model, not a curated record